AUGGCUUGGGCGUACACGCUAGCCCUACUCUUUUUCUCCGCUCUAGUCGCUGCUAAGGACCUGUACAAGAUCCUAGACAUACACCCUUCUGCCUCGAAAACGGAUGUCAGGCAUGCGUACAAGAAACUGAGCCGGAAAUAUCAUCCCGACAAGAACCAAGAUCCCGCUGCGAAAGACAAAUUCGUGGACAUCGCGUACGCAUAUGAAGUAUUAUCGGAUGAAGAAAAACGCCAAGUCUAUGACCGGCAUGGCGAGGAAGGUCUCAAAGCUCACGAGGGUGGGCAGACCCAACAUGCUAAUCCUUUUGACAUGUUCUCCAACUUCUUUGGUGGCGGAUAUGCUUCUCAGCAAACACGUCGGGGACCCACCUCCCUCACAGAAUUCGAAGUUGAACUCGCGGAUAUUUACAAAGGCGCAAGUAUAGACUUCAUGAUAAAGAAACGUAUUCUUUGCGACCAUUGUAGAGGCUCCGGCGCUGCUUCAGAUAAAGAUAUACAUACCUGUUCUGGAUGUGGGGGCUCUGGGGUGAAACUCGUCAAACAACAGAUCUUCCCCGGAAUGUUUGCCCAAAGUCAAACAACUUGUAAUGAAUGUGGAGGCCGCGGAAAAAUCAUUCACAAGAAGUGCCCUCACUGCGACGGUAUGAAAGUAGUAGAUUAUACAGCACACUAUACGCUGGAAGUGAUUCCCGGAAUGCCUGAAGGCCAUGAGGUUGUCUUUGAAGGAGAAGGGGAUGAAAGUCCUGACUGGGAAGCUGGAGACGUCAUACUUAGAGUGCGUAGCAGGAGGGAUAAAGGCAGUUGGAGGAGGAAAGAGAGCAGUCUAUAUUGGAGAGAGACCAUCGGUAUAGAUGAGGCACUGCUUGGGUUCGAUAGAAAUUUGACGCAUCUAGAUGGACAUGAAGUUAGAUUGAUACGAAAAGGACCGACACAGCCUGGCUUUGUGCAAAAAAUCGAAGGUGAAGGGAUGCCGUUGUUUGAAAAUCGUAACCUCCACGGUGAUUUGUUUGUCGAGUACAAUGUGGUGCUCCCCAUCGAACUUUCACCGCAACAAAGACGCAAGUUAUCCGAAGCGUUCCAAACAGAGUCCAAUCACGAUGAAUUAUAGAACCAGAACAUGCAUAGCUUGGGUAAAACCGUUAUUUAUAAUCUUAUUUCGUUAGUGUAUAAGCUUCGCUGUUGCUUUAUCAUACAACGGGACAAUUAAGUCUUGAACACAGCAGGUAUAUCCUUGUGAUAUCUUAUGCCUGGAAGUAAACGGGUGCCUAGUUCGCGAAAUUCUUUCGGGAUAUCUCUCUGUGUUCAAGUUCGGGCUCUGAAGAAUGAUAAAUAUUCGAAACAAUAUGUACAUGAUUGUUACCUUGUGCAAAAGUCGUUUAUUUAACCCAAUCAACAUGUACUAACGACAAUCCAAACUCCAGCUGUGCAAAUUUUCAACAUCAUCCACUCAAUCGCCUGAACAAACUGAUAUCAACUCACCUGCUCCACCUGGGGUAUCGUUUUCG
Messenger RNA from Lentinula edodes (shiitake mushroom), 1504 nucleotides. Its product is annotated as DnaJ-domain-containing protein. Gene Ontology annotation, biological process: response to heat; protein refolding. The transcript has 12 exons. The coding region runs from base 1 to 1107 and encodes 368 amino acids. Gene Ontology annotation, cellular component: cytoplasm. The record is from RefSeq and is a predicted model, not a curated record. Gene Ontology annotation, molecular function: ATP binding; Hsp70 protein binding. NCBI's taxonomy places the organism in Eukaryota, Fungi, Basidiomycota, Agaricomycetes, Agaricales, Omphalotaceae.